Molecule: messenger RNA, 816 nt
Organism: Exophiala aquamarina CBS 119918
Lineage: Eukaryota; Fungi; Ascomycota; Eurotiomycetes; Chaetothyriales; Herpotrichiellaceae
Exons: 1
Coding region: 1-816 (271 amino acids)
Molecular function (GO): ferrous iron binding; oxidoreductase activity, acting on single donors with incorporation of molecular oxygen; zinc ion binding
Source: RefSeq, a predicted model, not a curated record
AUGAUGCUGGGGGAGGAGAGCGAGUCAGCAACGUACUGGAAGAAAGCAGGAGACGAGGCCCUCGCAAAUGGCAUCAAAGGCGUCGUCAUGAUGGGUGCCCACUGGGCCGGGGUGAACGACAAAAUAAUGGUUGCCACAAAUCCCAAGCCCAACAAGUCACCGGUUGCAUAUGUACAUCCUUCCAAAUAUGCGGACUAUGAAUUGAACCCCGAUAUACUGACGGCAAAGCGAUGCCUGGACAUGUUACUGGAUGCGGGAUUUGACGCUGAAGAAGACACCAAAUUCGACUGGAUCCACGAUACAUACCUGGUUCUCAUCCGAAUGUUUCCCAACGGCUGUCCUCCUACCGUUCUAAUCUCUAUGAAUGCUCGAUACGACCCUCACUUUCAUGUUAGAGUCGGUGCUACACUGCGCCCGUUACGCAAAGAAGGCUAUUUGGUUAUCGGCUCUGGCGGAGCAGUUCACAAUCUUUACCGCAACGUGUGGGCACCCAUGCUCCAAUAUCGCAACAACUUUGCUCAGGAAACGCCGCCCGAGGCGUGGGCGCUAGAAUUUCGCCAGUCAGUCGAAGAUAUCAUCUGUCAGUCAUCAGGACCAAAGCUCCGGAGAGGUUUGACGAGAUUAAUGAAGCAUCCACAAUAUCGAGAGGCACAUGCAACUGACGAUCAUUAUAUGGCCGGGUUGUUUGCAGCUGGGGCAGCUGGUGACCCAGAGGAUGAAGGCGUUUAUGGGAAGCUGUGCGCUGAGACUUGGGAAUUGACCAAUAUGUGUAAUUCACAGUUCACAAUUGGUACCUACCUGAGAUCUAAAGCUUGA